Messenger RNA from Peromyscus californicus insignis, 3912 nucleotides. It is a transcript of the gene Magt1, whose product is annotated as magnesium transporter 1. Lineage: Eukaryota; Metazoa; Chordata; Mammalia; Rodentia; Cricetidae. The coding region runs from base 16 to 1122 and encodes 368 amino acids. The transcript is spliced from 10 exons. Gene Ontology annotation, cellular component: oligosaccharyltransferase complex. The record is from RefSeq and is a predicted model, not a curated record.
GGCCGAGCCGGGCCAAUGGGGAGCGGCAAGGGUUCGAUUCGCCCGUUCUCACGCCCCACCCUCGAACCUUGCUGGAAGAAAGUUUCACCCGGCCACCGAGAGAGACGAGCGAACAUGGCCUCGCCGAGGUGGCUCUGGUGUGUGUGUGCGACCGCGGCGGUGGCACUGCUGCUCGUUUCCAGAGUUCCCUCGGCCUCUGCCCAAAGAAAGAAGGAGAUGGUGUUGUCUGAGAAGGUUAGUCAGCUGAUGGAAUGGACCAACAAAAGACCUGUCAUAAGAAUGAAUGGAGACAAGUUCCGUCGCCUUGUUAAAGCUCCACCAAGAAAUUACUCUGUUAUUGUCAUGUUCACUGCUCUCCAACUUCAUAGACAGUGUGUCGUGUGCAAGCAAGCUGAUGAAGAAUUCCAGAUUCUGGCAAACUCUUGGCGAUACUCCAGUGCAUUUACCAACAGGAUAUUUUUUGCCAUGGUGGAUUUUGAUGAAGGUUCCGAUGUAUUUCAAAUGCUAAACAUGAAUUCCGCUCCAACUUUCAUCAACUUUCCUCCAAAAGGAAAACCCAAAAGGGCCGAUACAUAUGAGUUGCAGGUGCGAGGGUUUUCAGCUGAGCAGAUUGCUCGGUGGAUCGCUGACAGAACGGAUGUCAAUAUUAGAGUAAUUAGACCUCCAAAUUAUGCUGGACCCCUAAUGCUGGGAUUGCUUCUGGCUGUUAUUGGUGGACUUGUGUAUCUGCGAAGAAGCAAUAUGGAAUUCCUCUUUAAUAAAACUGGAUGGGCUUUUGCAGCUUUGUGUUUUGUACUUGCUAUGACAUCUGGUCAAAUGUGGAACCAUAUAAGAGGACCACCAUAUGCUCAUAAGAACCCCCAUACAGGACAUGUGAACUAUAUCCAUGGAAGCAGCCAGGCCCAGUUUGUAGCUGAAACUCACAUUGUUCUUCUGUUCAAUGGUGGAGUUACCUUAGGCAUGGUGCUUUUAUGUGAAGCUGCUACCUCUGACAUGGACAUUGGGAAGCGAAGGAUGAUGUGUGUGGCUGGAAUUGGACUUGUUGUGUUAUUCUUCAGUUGGAUGCUCUCUAUCUUUCGAUCAAAAUACCAUGGCUAUCCAUACAGCUUUCUGAUGAGUUAAAGAGGAUUACAGAGACACAAACUGUGUGGUAAUAAUGGAAACUGAAAAAUAAGAAAUAUGUGGUGUUUGAAGAAUGCAACUCAUGUAUUUUGUAUUACCUCUUUUUUGUCAAGUGAUUUAAAUAGUUUAAUCAUUUAACCAAAGAUGUGUAGUGCCUUAACAAGCAAUUAUAAGAUCAUGAAGUAUUUGAAAUUAUUCUCCUCUUAACUUUCCCUUCCCUAUGAACUUAUGAAACAUUUGAUUUUUGUAGAAUUAAGUACUUUAUAAUAAUUUAAAACUACUACUUCAUUUUACUUAGAGCAAAACUUGAAACUACUUUAGUUAACUUUUGGUCAUCUGAUUGAUCUUCUACGAGGUUGGGGAUGGAAGGUUCUAAGCAGGAAUUUCCACCUCUGCCUAUUACAAACAGCUGCAUCUGGAAGCCAUCAUUAGUUUUCCUCUGGGCAGGUGUAUGAGAUUUACAUCUUUCCUUUUGGGCCAAGGUAUCAUAUGCACUAUGUGAACUUCUGAAAAUGGACCAUGUAGCCUUUGGAAAGUUAAAUCUGUCUUCUUCCUGUAUCUUUCCUACUGAAAUCAGAGCUACAUAUGCCUUUUUUAUACAUUAAGAAGUACCUCUAACUACAAGCCUAUGAUUUCUGCAUGAAUAUGCUAUAACUACCUUGUACAUGGAAAGAUUUCUGACUCAUGUUUCUAGUUUUAUUUAAAGGCCCUUCUCUAAUAAUAAUAAUUUGUUGCUAAAAAUCAGUAUAACUUAUAAGUGGUCUCAAAUGUUUGUGUAAGUUAGUUAGACAUUGUCGUUAAUCUCAUUUUUACCUAACAGAAAAAUAAGCUGAGUUGUGUUCAUGGAAAGGACUCUCUUAGAAAGAGAAAAGAAAAUCAUGAAAUGUUGAUUUGCUGCCUAUGGAUAGAAAUGAAACGUUUUGCCAGGCUUAUGGCAGACAUAGGCUGGUCUUUGUUUGUGGCCAGCCUGGACUACAUAGUGAGACUCUGUCUCAAAAAAAAAGAAAGGAAAGAAAAGAAAAGAAAAGAAAAAGAAAGAAAAGGAAGAGAAAUGAAAUGUUUUCAAGCUGAGGUUGUAGCUCGGUAGUAGAGUGCUCGCCUAGCAUGAGUAACACUCUGGGUUCAAUCCUCAGUGCCACAAGUAAAAGGACCUAUUUCUUAAAACCUGGUCUGUGAAUUCUGUUCAUUUGUUUGUUUUUAAAGGCUGUUCCUUGAAACCUGGCUGUUUUUUAAAUAAGUAUUCCUUGAAGCCUGCUCUGGCUUUUGUUUUUUUUAUGUGUUUGUUUUCUAAAAGAGAUGUUUCUUGAAACCUGGUCCUUUUUCUUUGUUUUUGCCUUUUUGAGAUAUAGCACUGGCUGGUCUUGAACUCCCUUAUGGAGACCCAACUCACCUCCAGCUCACAUUGAUCCUCAUGUCUCAGCUUUCCAAGUGCUGGAUUACAGGCAUGCACCACCAUUGACCCUGAUCUGCUUUCUGCUAUCGUUUUAGAGAUACAAAGAAUCGGGGUGUGCACAUGUCUCAGCUCUUAGUUGCCCUGGUGGCUGAAGUGGGAUCCCUGCAGUCCAAGAAUUUGAGGCACAGUCUAGCAUCAUAUCAACACCCCAUUUAAAAAAUAUGCCUAUAAUAAAAUUGUGAAGGGAUUGUGUUUGAAUUUUGUCUUUUUCUCUGAUAGCAGAAAUAACCAUAUAAGCUAACUAAAUUUCCAUGAGGAAUAUUUAAGUCAUGGUUAUAAUAUGUCUAACUCUGGCCUCCACCAGAGUUGUGAAGAGUAAUUGGAAAUGCCACUGUUAAGAACAUGUGGGGUUGGGAUAUAGCUCAGUGGUAGAGCACUUGGCUAGCAUGUGUGAGACCCUGGGUUCAAUCCCCAGCACCACAAAAAAAUGAGAAUUAUAACUGAAAAAAUGUAAAGAAUAUUAGAAAUGCUGCAUUUAAAAGAUACAGCGAUGGGUAUGUGCUUACAUUGAUGCAGUAUUUGCCUACCAUACAGGAAGCCCUGGGUUCGAUCCACUACAUCACAUAACCCAAAUGUGCUGGUGCAUGCAUGUAAUCCCAGUGCACUCAGGAGACAGACAGGGAGAUCAGAAGUUCAAGGUCAUCCUUGGGUACAUAGUGAGUUUAAGGCCAGCCUGAGCUACAUGAGACCUUAUCCCAAAGACAAAAAGAAAAGAUACUGUGACUUUUCCUGCUGUCAUGUAAUAGCCCUCCCUUAUCUUAUAUAAUAGAGGUUUGUGGAAAGAAGACAUGAUUGGCCAGAAGAAAUGUUUUACAUGGGGUUUUUGUUGUCAUUGUUACAAAUUUGAUGAAUAAGAGGAUACAGUUGACUGUUCCUUAUAAAUUGAGUGAUUCAGCUAUUCUUGUACUUGUCUCUGCCAAAUGCAUUUAGGCUGUGGUUUUCAGGAAACUUGGGCGACACCACCCUGACUUGUAAGGUUGAACUGGGCAGUACUCCCACUGUGUAUCUGUAGUUCCAGGUCAUCUUCCAUGGUUAGUGUUCUGUCUGUUUUCUCUCUGUUUAAGAGCAACAUUCUUCAGCACGAAGAAAGGCGUGCUCUGGCUAAAAUCUGUGGAAAGCAGAUUUUCUCGCUUAAAAUAGUGUUACUUUGGGGGAAAAUUUAAAUUUAGCUUUUAUCUGAAGUGCCUUAAGUAGAUUCUUACUUUUCUAGUACUGGUUUAAAUAUAAUUCAUUACGUAUUUUUAAUAUACUGUUCAAAAAUGAUACGUUAUUAUGGCAAAGAUAAGCAAAUGUCUGGCUUACUGCUUCCUAUCAAUAAACUUUUGCAAUCUAAAUUA